CCCCCCCUCCUCUCUCCUGUGCUGGCUGGAUGGGAGGAGCACUUCAUGUGCUCUUCGUAUAAGAAGUGUGCCGUGUCCAGCUCAGAGCUUCACACAGCUACUCAGGAGAAACGAAAUGAUCUACCCUGGCGCCGCAGCAAAAUGCUGGAUGGACACCUACUCCUGGGAUGGUUAUCGUUCACACUGGUAGUCCUUGUCUUCUACUUGCCACUGCCCAGCACAGCCUAUUUCGGGCUGACAGGUAAUGAGCCGCUGUCUAUCCUGCCAUUGAACUCUCUACCGGAGGAGAGCGUGGGCCGGGCCCACUACAAGCUGUGCGACCGGCUCAAACUGGAAAAGAAGCAACGCAGGAUGUGCAGACGUGACCCAGGCGUGGCUGAGACCUUGCGAGAGGCCAUCACCAUGAGCGCCCUAGAAUGCCAGUAUCAGUUCCGCUUCGAGAGGUGGAAUUGCACCUUAGAGGGGCGUCACAGAGCCAACAUGCUCAAGAGAGGAUUCAAGGAGACCGCCUUCCUGUACGCCAUUUCUUCGGCGGGUUUGACGCACGCCAUGGCCAAAGCGUGUAGCGCGGGCCGCAUGGACCGCUGCACCUGUGACGAGGCGCCCGACCUGGAGAACCGCAAGGCGUGGCAGUGGGGAGGCUGCGGCGACAACCUGAAGUACGCCAACAAGUUUGUCAAAGAUUUCCUGGGCAAGCGCUCCAACAAAGACUUACGCGCACACAUGGAUAUGCACAACACCAACGUGGGCCUGAAGGUCAUCAAGGCCGGUGUGGAGACUACCUGCAAGUGCCACGGCGUCUCCGGCUCCUGCACUAUCCGGACCUGUUGGAGACAGCUGAAGCCCUUCCACGAGGUCGGCAAGCAGCUCAAGCAACGCUACGAGACCUCGGUUAAGGUGGGCAGCUCCACCAACGAGGCCACGGGGGAGGGCGACAUCUCCCCCUCGGGCCGGAGCCAACCGCUGCUGCAGCAGCAGUCGCCUCCGCUCAUGCAGCUCAACGAGCAGAUCCCGCGCACCAUGAACCUGCUGCACAUCGAGGACUCGCCCAGCUUCUGCAGGCCGAGCAAGUACUCGUCGGGAACGGCCGCUCGCAAGUGCUACAAGGACAAGAACUGUGACGCAAUCUGCUGCGGGCGGGGCCACAACACGCAGAGCCGGGAGGUGACGCGCCCUUGCCAGUGCCAAGUGCGCUGGUGCUGCUACGUGGAAUGCAAGCAGUGCACGCAGAGGGAGGAAGUGUACACCUGUAAAGGCUGAACGCCAUCACAGGAGUGGUGACACUGAUAAGCACUUUGAGGGAUUUUCUUUCUUUUUUUUUUUUAAUUCAAAGACAUCAUUUUUCUCAGACAACUGGGAGAACAUCUCAAGCCUUGACCAGACCCUUCUUACUCAACAAGCCGUUUCACGUGCAAGCAUAGACAAGAGACUGACGGAAGAAGAAGGACGGCUCAUGUGUGUUUGUAUCCGCUGACGGGGGAUGCAUCAACGACAAAACAAAAACACAGACAGGGUGUAAGAAUUUUACUCUACACGCACAUAUCUACGCGCGCACACAUCGUGUGUUUGCAUAUGCAUGUAAAUAACUUUAUAAAAUGGUUUAUAUAUAUAUAUAUAUAUAUAUAUAUAUAUAUAUAUAUAUAUAUAUAUAUAUAUAUAUAUAUAUAUUAGUUAAGCCAUUAUACAAGCCACUAAUCUUAUGGUAAAACAAACCACUAACUGCACAAACGCUUUGCUGUUUGCGCGAACGUUCCCGCCUUUUGGAAACUUUAAGUAUGAAUGUUUCCUUCAUGUGGCGGGGAAAACAAAUCUAAACGUUUUAAAUUUUUUUUUAAAUAAUGUAAAAGAUCAAUUGCAGCUGUAAGUUGCAAUGUCAACAUAACUGGACACUUUCUUCGAAACACCUGCACGACACGAAAGACCCAAUGAAGGAGCUAUAUCCACAAUUGUGGCUUUCCAAAGAUAAUGACUCUCACAAUGAUUACCAUCGUGGCGGUUGUGUCAUGCUCCAAUCAUCGGGCUGAAUUGGAGCAUCUCUUCCCUUCCUAUCAAAGUGAGAAAAGGCUCAAUUAUCAGACGUUUCUUGAGUGAUGACCCUUACGUGUGGUUUGUAUGAAGGGUCAUUUUUCCUCAAAGGACAUCUCAAGAUUAUUUCCUAUGAUUAUGAGCUUGUUGUGUGUUCAUGUAUACACACAGAACACCCCGCUUUACCUUUUUUCACUACACGAUAUUUGAAACGGGAGUGUGACGCAGUGCCGUUCUACAGCACCAACUGCAGUAAUAAAUAAUGUUGAAUAAAUACACAAUGGGAAUAGUGGUCAGGCUAAAUGUUUUGGACAAUUCUACGUGGGAACAGUUUGUGUGUAACAUUCUUUUUUCUGUUCCCUGGGUGGGAUCGGCACAGGUGUACCCAAUAUAGGGACUGACGGGCAGAUGCAAAUGAGGAAUACAAAUACAGUACAUCCCUCUGCCUUCAUCCGAACAACGUUCAGGGAAUAAGUCAGACCACUACGAUUGUUUGGGGGAACCAUCCAUCAUGACGACAGUGGCCUUUCUAGAUAACUGGACGGACGUAGCCAGCAUAUUAAUAUCGUUGAGCCAUCUUUCUCAUUAGCAUAAUCAACCUAGUCAUCUGAUCCCCGAAUGUAGACCAUGACGAUAAAGGCUUCUGUAUCGUCUGCAAUUAGGUUCUGGUAAUCAUUGAUCAAACAUACAGUAUGUAGGAACUUGUGUAUGCCUUGUUUGUGACUACUGAGUGAGGGGGGGACCCAGCUUUGUAUGAUAGCGUUCAUUCCCACACUGAAGCCUCAAAAGCCCUUUAAGGUAUAUAUACAUAUAUUUUAAAUCUAUAUUUAUGGAUGCAGCAUAUAUAUACAGUAUAUAUAUACUGUAUAUAUAAAAUGUAAAUUGGUUUCUUUUCCUGUGGUUAAAAGGCACAUGUUCAACUAUUGCAAGAAACGAGCUACAGUGGUACCCCGCAGUUUUUUACAACAACAACCAGAGGCAAUGUUUGAAGUCAUAUAAAGAUUAUUAACGGUCGUACAGUUAACAGGUCAAAUACCAAAAUGUUAGAAACAUUAAAACUCUCAGUAAACACUCCCGACUCAAAAGAGAGAACACAAUUUAGCCUUCUACUGGAUAUAUCUACUUGCUCCUUGUCAAAUGUCACAUGGGCAACGUUUAAAACAUAAACAUACACAUGAAUGACACUCCACUUUUCGAUCACAUAUGACAAGCAGCUAGCAGGAGAAGCUAACACAGCAAUCCACAUCUUUACUCACUGCUCCUUGUCCAAUGUAAAAUGUUUAAAAUAUAACCCUUCAUAUCUCACCUUUUGUUUACGUGUGACAAGCACGUGGCAGCCCUCCAUGAUGGCUAGCAUGAGAAGCUAACGAAGCAGUCUACAACCAUACAGAACGCAGCGCCGCUUCUUGUCUGACAGUGCAAAUAAACAGAUUCAAAUGCACUUCACCACUCACAUGAGAUCUGAAUCUAAGGCUACGUUCACACUGCAGCGAAACUUCGUAUUUUUUGUAUUUCGUAUCGUUCGUAUUUUUUUAAUGUAUUUUUUUGCCUACAUGUGACGCGUAUCAGAUUUUUUUUUCAAUCAGUGUGAGCAGUACAAUUCACAUUUUUUCAAAUCCGACUUGGGACUCUUUGAAUUAUAGAUAUAAAUUGGAUAUGUAUGUGAUGCGCAGUAUGAACGCUCAUCCACACACAUCUGGCCUAGGCAUCACAAUGUGUCCUCUGCACUGGCGGUUUUGAGAGAGGGCUUGGGAGACUACUGACACUGUGCGUAAAUCUGCAACGUUGUUUUGAGUAAAAGUUGUUUAAUCCCACUUUAAUAAUUCAAAGAAGAAUAAAGUGAAUAUUUGUGGUGAUAUUUGUAAUUCAGCCACGCAGACAUGACGUGCAGCAUUGACAAGAUGUCAUCUUCAGUCGAUAUCUCCAUUCAAUGAGGAGAUCGAUGAGUGUUGACUCAUAUCCCCAAAAUAUUUCCACCUCUUCCCGCCUUGUUACUCUAGCGAUAUGAGAUGAUAAAAUGAGCCCAUACACGCGGCACCAUUUUUUGGGAAGUUGGAACCAAAUUAAAAUCAGGAAGGGCAGAAACUGAUGAACUCAAGUUCAAGAUACAGAGUAGUUCAAAUCAAUGUCCCUUCUUUGGGUGAAGUGGAUCAAUACCUGCAAAACGUUCUGCCUCGGGACUAACAACAGGAAGUAGAAACCUACCAAAAUAAAAUUGGUAACUAACCACAUGGCACUGAAAUACUUGUUUUUUUUCCCAUACAAAAUCUAAACCAAAGUUGUUUGCUGCGGCUGAGAAAGGUUGCAGCUGUCAGUCCUGCACAGUAGACAUCAUGUUAAAAAUACCAACGAAAUGUAAUCAUAGCUAACCCAGACAAAAAAAAAGCACAGCACAAACAUGCUCUAAUGCUUGACACAAGUCACAAAAAGUUGGCUGACAGAGAUUGAGUCCUCGUUUGGAUACAAAAACCAUGACUAGAAAACCGAAACAAAAUUAAAUCGGUAGCUAAUCACAUAACACUUAGACACUUGGAUAACAUAAAAUCAAAAGCUCUUUGUUCAUUAAAAAAAAAAAAUGGCCCAUGCCAGUUUGAGAGUUCGAGCUCUUAAAAUAGUCACAGGAAGUCGAAACUUACCAAUAUAUAAUGGUAACAUACUGUAUAGAGGUCAGCUAGCUCAGAAAAAACAAAGCAAGUAUAAGUACUGUUAUAUGGAUUCAAAUGCAUAUCACCCUUCACACAAGAGCCAAAUUCACAAAAUGUUGGACAACACAAGCUGUACUCCUAGCUUGGAAACAAAAACGGAAAGUAGAAGCCUACCAAAAUGACAUUGGUAUUUAGCCUAAGUACAUGAGGCUUAGACAUUUUGGACGCACAAACUCUAAAGUCCUUUGUUUACCCCCAAAUUGGUGAGUACCGCUGGAGUGUCCUAGCUCACAACAAAAAUGUGAAGUGCAAACUGAAACUUAUAAAUCCUUUGAUGCUGGAUGAAAUGAGGUCUUCUGAGCUGCUUGACGUUGAUUGUGUGAACUUCAUCUGUUUCGUACAAAGGUCGGUUUGGGCCAUUGGAGCUUCAGGGUACCACUGUAUUGAUUUUAAUCAUACAUACUACACCAUGACGCCGUGGUCGAGAAUUUGAAGCAUUUCGAUAAGCAAAUAAAAGACACGAGAAGUUUGCACUCUACAUGCAAACCAUAAUAACCAUGCAGCGCAAAUGCCUCCUUGCCACAGCACACUUUUGGUAUGUGCUCAGUCCCCCUCCACCAAGAAAACAACAACUUCUCUUGCUAGGUGAACCCGUUGAAGACAAACAGGAAUACCAAAUGCCCACUGAGUGCAUUCUUUUGGCUUUGCUUUUAGAUUGCAUAUAAGGUGAAUAAUGCAGCAAGAUGACCAUCAUUCUCAAAAUCCCAAACUCUGCACUGUUUAGUGAGCAAAACACCAUGUACAAAAAAAAAUCUAUUUUGUAAAAAUAAAUAAAUAAAUUAUUUUUUAAAUAUAUAUGAGCAUGUGUUUAGUGUAAAUAUGACUAAACUGAUUUUGUAUCCUGUAUUUUGUAUUUUUCUUUGUUUGGUUUUCAAAAAGCAUGUAUUCAUAUGCAAACUUCUGUUUUUCAAAGCACUAACAAAAUCCUAACAAAUGUGUAUUCAUGUGCACCACCGCCGCAUUAUCUCCAUUGGAUCUGUUUGUAUAAUCUACUAUUUUCGUGAAAAGCCUUUAUAUAAAAUAUUGUCACUUUUACAAGUACUUUAUGUUUUUUGUUAGGGUUUGUGCAGUGCGUCGACAAACACACAUCCCGAUAACAGCACACCAACAAAGUCAUGUCUUAUGGGAACCCUAAAUUAUUGUCCUCUACCUCAUGUGUAUAGCUCGUAGACGUAAGCAGAUCACAAAUGACUGGUAAGAAUGUAUUUAAGUUAUUUAACAUCUUUGUAUAACAAAGGCGAGACAAGAAAUCUGAAAUAAUAAAAAAUGAAAUUUUAAAU
Messenger RNA from Hippocampus zosterae (dwarf seahorse), 6010 nucleotides. It is a transcript of the gene wnt9a, whose product is annotated as wingless-type MMTV integration site family, member 9A. Gene Ontology annotation, molecular function: frizzled binding; cytokine activity. Lineage: Eukaryota; Metazoa; Chordata; Actinopteri; Syngnathiformes; Syngnathidae. Gene Ontology annotation, cellular component: extracellular region. The record is from RefSeq and is a predicted model, not a curated record. The coding region runs from base 46 to 1260 and encodes 404 amino acids. The transcript is spliced from 4 exons. Gene Ontology annotation, biological process: neuron differentiation; cell fate commitment; canonical Wnt signaling pathway.